Molecule: messenger RNA, 1248 nt
Organism: Blumeria graminis f. sp. triticale
Lineage: Eukaryota; Fungi; Ascomycota; Leotiomycetes; Helotiales; Erysiphaceae
Source: the annotation of a GenBank genome assembly
AUGGAGGGUAAACUCGAGCCUACAGCCUCUCAGAAGAUAUCUAUCACGCCGCUACUACGAAGAUUGUGGCCAUCACCGAGCGAGCAAAAUGUGACAGCCCAAGAAAUUGCUGAGGCAUUAUCUUACAUUUUUACCGAUAGAUUAUCUUCCGUCCAGUCUGGGGCUCUACUAACCUGCUUACACUUCACAGGAUGGGAGCAAAGAGCUGAUGUUCUGAUGUACUGUGCGCAAGCUAUGCGGGAGGCAGCAUUGACUGUUGAUCGCGAUACCAUGGUGAAGAUAGUGCGAGACAGAGGGAUAAGCGAAGGCCGAUAUGAAGGGGGUCACUGCGACAUCGUAGGCACUGGCGGCGAUUCUCAUAAUACGUUCAACGUUUCAACUACCUCAUCAAUUUUAGCAUCUGCCCUCCUUCUCGUUGGAAAGCACGGAAACCGUGCCUCUACAUCUAAAUCCGGUUCUGCAGACGUGCUACAAUCUACAUUUCCAAGGGCACCGAAUCUUCUAGCUGCGACAGAGAAGACAAUCUCGAAGAUUUAUGAAAAAACCAAUUACGUUUUUCUAUAUGCUCCUGUAUUUCAUCCGGGCAUGAAGUACGCUUCGCCAGUUCGUAAGGAUUUAGGUUGGCGAACUAUAUUUAAUCUCCUUGGUCCCCUCACAAACCCACUGGAAGAACAUAUAGAGGCUCGGGUCCUCGGAGUCGCACGAAAGGAUGUGGGCCCAGUCUAUGCCAAUGCCCUUAAGAUGAGUGGAGUUCGAAAAGCUCUAGUGGUUUGUGGUGACGAAGACUUGGACGAGAUUAGUUGUGCUGGCAAGACACAUUGUUGGAAGCUUUCUGGAGGAUCCACAGGAGAAGCACCGGGCCAAGAUGACAUUCAAAUUGAAAAUUUCAUUCUGAGCCCCUCUGACUUUGGUUUACCUUCUCAUCCGCUGUCAGACGUCUUUCCGGGUAAAGAGCCAGUGAAGAAUGCCGAUAUUUUAAUGAGAUUACUCCAAAACAAACUUUCGCGCGACGAUCCAAUAUUACACUUUGUCCUCAUAAAUACAUCGGCUCUAUUUGUAAUUUCUGGCAUCUGUGAGGCGGAUACAAGCAAUAUGGGAUACGGCGAUAGCGGUCUCGUAAUUACUGAGCGAGGACCAGGAGGUGAGAGAUGGAAAGAAGGUGUACGCAGAGCUAUAUGGGCUAUUGAGAGUGGCGAAGCUUGGAAACAAUGGUCAAGCUUCGUAGAUGCCAGUCAUGACGCAGUUUAA